Molecule: messenger RNA, 1218 nt
Organism: Triticum turgidum subsp. durum (durum wheat)
Lineage: Eukaryota; Viridiplantae; Streptophyta; Magnoliopsida; Poales; Poaceae
Source: the annotation of a GenBank genome assembly
AUGGGCAUGUGGCGGACCACGUUCCUGCGGAACACGCGGGGCGCGAGGCUGGCUGGUCCGAGCUGCACCUUGAGGUCCGAACUAUUCCAGUUCUUCAAUGACAGAGAUUCCAGGUUCCCGUCCAACACCGGAUCCUCCGGGCCCGUGGCCGUGGGACCAGCAGCUGGUACGAGAGGUACCAGGAGGGCCGUCACAAAGAUUAUGAUAAUAGUUUUGACAUCAUCAGCUGCGACCUUGCUAUUCUCGUGUAUUUAUGUGCUGAUAUGUCAUAGAAAAGGAAGAAGACUAUGGUUUCUCCUUUGCAAGAAGACUAGUGGAAACAAUGAAAAUAAUUACGAGGCCAUGAUUGCAUCGUAUGGAUCCCUAGCUCCAAAACGAUACACAUACUCAGACGUAAUGAAGAUAACAUCCUCUCGCAGCAAUGAGCUUGGAAAAGGUGGUUAUGGUGUGGUUUUCAAAGGAACCCUACUUGAUGGCCGUCUAGUACCAGUGAAAUUCUUGCAUGAAUGCAAAGGAAACGGGGGCGAGUUUGUGAAUGAGGGAUCAAAACGAGCUCUUAUAUAUGAGUACAUGUCCAACAAUUCCUUGGAUAAGUUCAUUUACUCAGAGGACCCCAAGGAAAUUUUAGGAUGGGAUAAGCUCUAUGCAAUAGCAAUCGGGAUUGCUCGUGGCCUCGAAUACUUGCACCAUAGUUGUAAUACACGCAUCAUACAUUUCGACAUCAAGCCACAAAAUAUCCUUCUAGACAAGGAUUUUAGCCCCAAAAUUGCUGAUUUUGGUCUAGCUAAAUUGUGUCAUACAAAAGAAAGCAAUGUUGCAAUGACCGGUGCUAGAGGAACAAUUGGAUUCAUCGCUCCAGAAGUUCACUCUCGAACCUUCGGAGUGGUUUCAACCAAGUCAGAUGUUUAUAGUUAUGGAAUGAUGCUGUUGGAGAUGGUCGGAGGAAGGAGAAACGUAAAAUCAUUUGUUGCAAAGUCUAGUGAAAAGUAUUUCCCAGAUUGGAUUUAUGACCAUUUUGCUCAGGACGAAGGUUUGCAAGCAUGUGAUAUAACAAGUGAAACUGCGGAGGUAGCAAGAAAAAUGACCUUAGUGGGAUUGUGGUGCAUACAAGUAUUACCUAUAUAUCGCCCUACUAUAACAAGAGUUCUUGAAAUGUUCGAGAGAAACUUAGAUGAGCUGGACAUGCCACCAAAGCAAAACUUCGGUGAACUAGUGUGA